Lathyrus sativus (Indian pea) is the source of this 1251-nucleotide messenger RNA. The record is from the annotation of a GenBank genome assembly. Lineage: Eukaryota; Viridiplantae; Streptophyta; Magnoliopsida; Fabales; Fabaceae.
AUGCUAUUUUCUCGAUUUUCUAGAAACCUCAGAGGCGCCUUCAAUGGAUGUCGCUGCUAUCUCUCUAUUCGAGAGCACAACCACCGCUUUCUUCUCUCUCACUCGCGUACAGACUCUACUCAACAGGUUGUGAGAAGUUUAUUUUUUUCAAAGGGCAUACCAGCGUUAUAUAGUAGUAGAUAUCAAAUUCAUCAUCAAAGCAGUUCCCUAAUUGAGGAUGAACUUGAUCCAUUUUCACUGGUAGCUGAUGAACUAUCACAUAUUGGUAACAAGCUGCGAGAAAUGGUAGUAGCUGAGGUUCCUAAGCUUGCCUCCGCUGCUGAGUACUUCUUCAAAAUGGGUGUGGAAGGGAAAAGAUUUCGUCCCACAGUUUUGUUGUUAAUGUCAACGGCACUAAAUCUACCAAUUCCCCAAGUACCUCCUCCAAUGGAACUUGGAGGUGCUACGAGAAAUGAUCUACGGUCAAGACAACAGCGCAUAGCUGAAAUAACAGAGAUGAUCCAUGUGGCAAGCCUUCUUCAUGAUGAUGUAUUGGAUGAUGCAGAUACCAGACGUGGUAUUGGUUCAUUAAAUUUUGUAAUGGGAAAUAAGUUGGCAGUAUUGGCUGGAGAUUUUUUGCUUUCCCGGGCUUGUGUCACUCUGGCCUCUUUAAAGAACACAGAGGUUGUAUCUUUGUUGGCAAAAGUUGUAGAACAUCUUGUAACGGGGGAGACCAUGCAAAUGACUACAACAUCUGAUCAACGGUGUAGUAUGGAUUAUUAUAUGGAAAAGACUUACUACAAGACUGCAUCAUUGAUAUCAAACAGUUGCAAGGCAAUAGCCAUCCUUGCUGGGCAAACAACUGAAGUUGCAGUGCUUGCUUUUGAGUAUGGAAAAAAUCUGGGUCUGGCAUUUCAAUUGAUAGAUGAUGUGCUUGAUUUCACAGGGACAUCAGCUUCCCUCGGAAAAGGCUCUUUAUCAGACAUUCAACAUGGAAUUGUUACAGCCCCAAUAUUGUUUGCGAUGGAGGAGUUCCCCCAAUUGCGCAGAGUAGUUGAAGAGGGCUUUGAAAACCCCGAGAACGUUAAUAUUGCUCUGGAUUAUCUUGGCAAGAGCCGGGGAAUACAGAAGACGAAGGAGCUAGCCGUGAAGCAUGCUACCCUUGCAGCAGAAGCAAUUGAUUCCUUACCUGAGAGUGACGAUGAAGAUGUAAGAAAAUCAAGGAAAGCCCUCGUAGAACUUACUCAAAUAGUCAUUACAAGAACAAAAUGA